Messenger RNA from Cuscuta europaea, 3106 nucleotides. The record is from the annotation of a GenBank genome assembly. Lineage: Eukaryota; Viridiplantae; Streptophyta; Magnoliopsida; Solanales; Convolvulaceae.
GCUAAUCACUAGCCAUAGAUUGAAUGGGAAGAACUAUUUCGAAUGGUCUCAAUCUGUCAAGCUCGCAAUUGAUGGGAGGGGAAAAUUGGGCUACCUAACAGGAGAAAUCAAAUCCAAAAAAACUGAUGAGGAAGGCUACAGUACAUAGAGGUCAGAAAAUUCCCUUGUAACAGCCUGGCUUCUCAGUUCUAAGGAGGCCUCAAUUGCUAAACCUCAUAUGUUUAUGAAGACAGCAAAAGAGGUCUGGGAUUCCAUAAAAGAAACCUACUCAGACCUUGAAAACUCUUCUCAAAUCUUUGAGUUAAAAACCAUUCUCUGACAGUCCAAACAAGGAGAUAGAGAUGUCACCACUUACUACAAUGAAAUGGUGUCUCUAUGGCAAGAGUUGGAUCAGUAUUAUGAUGAUGAACGGGAGAGUGCAAAGGAUCUGGCCAAACACAAAAAAAGGGAAGAAAAUGACAGAGUCUAUAUGUUCCUGGCAGGAGUGAAUCAAAGCUUUGAUGAAGUAAAGAGAAGGAUUUUGGGAAAGAAGCCUUUGCCUUCAAUCAGAGAAGUAUUCUCUGCAAUCAGGAUAGAAGAAAGCAGAAAAAGGAUUAUGAAUAACACUCCAAGAACUCUGAAUGAUACUGGAGAAUCCUCAGCAUUGGUGGUCAGGGGAGAUGAAAGAAAAAAAACCAUGGUGUGAUCACUGCAAGAAACUGUGGCACACAAGGGAAACUUGUUGGAAGAUCCAUGGAAAACCACCAGGAGCAGGAAAGAAGAAAGCUCUACAUACUACCAUGCCUGAGACUGAACAAGAGCAGCAAGUUGAUUUCAAGCAGCCAUCUUUCACUAAGGAACAGAUAGAGCAAAUUCUACAAUUCCUAAAUACCCAAAAGAACCCUAAAUCAGAAAAUCCUUCUUGUUCUUUUGCUCAGAAUGGAUCUGGCAUCGGGGGAGAUGAUUGGCAGUGCUAGGGAAGAAGAUGGACUCUAUAUCUUUGAUGAAGGGAUUGACUCAAAUAAACAAGGUCAAAGAAAUACUUUUCUGCAAACCAUUACAUUUCCCAGUAAUAAUAAGUUGUAUUUAAUUCAUUAUAGACUAGGUCAUCCUAGUUUUCAUUACUUGAAAAAGUUGUUUCCUAAGUUAUUUCACAGUUUCAUUGUGAUAUGUGUUCACUUGCUAAGCAUCAUAAAAGUUCAUAUCUUCCCCAUAGUUACAAAUCUACUGGUCCUUUUUCACUUGUGCAUAGUGAUAUUUGGGGAGCAUCUAGAAUUCCUACUUUAAAAGGAAAGAGAUGGUUUGUAACAAUUAUUGAUGAUCAUACAAGGGUAACCUGGGUAUUCUUAAUUAAGGAAAAAUCAGAAAUAGAAAAUGCAUUUAAGCAGUUUUAUGCAAUGGUCCAAACUCAAUUCAAUACCAAUAUCAAAAUGGUAAGAAGUGAUAAUGGUCGUGAAUACUUUUCUACAAACCUAAAUAAUAUUUUUGCUGAAAAAGGAAAAAUUCACCAAAGUUCUUGCAUCAAUACUCCAGCUCAGAAUGGAAUUGCUGAAAGAAAAAAUAGACAUUUACUUGAAGUCACACGAGCAAUCAUGUUUUCAAUGAAAGUUCCAAAGUAUUUAUGGGGAGAUUGCUGUUUUACAUGCUACCUAUUUAAUAAACAGAAUGCCAUCAAAAGUUUUAGGAUUUAAAACCCCAAUUAGUAUUCUUCAAGAAUGUUAUCCUACUACUAGAUUGAUAAGCUCUCUUCCUUUAAAAAUUUUUGAUUGCACUGUGUUUAUUAAAAAUCCAGAUAAAACAGCAAGUAAAUUUGAUCCUAGAGGAACUAAGUGUGUCUUUCUAGGCAUUCCUUCCACGCAGAAGGGGUACAAAUGCUUUGACCCUUCAACAAAAAGGAUGUUUAUUUCAAUGGACAGUGUUUUUGUUGAAACCCAACCUUUCUUUGAUUAUCAUCUUCAGGGGGAGAAUUUGAAUGAAGAUGCUAAUAAUGUGUCACAUAUUCAUGAAAAUCUUGAUUUUCUUGACAUUAGUCUAGAUAUGCAUCCUAUCAGAAAUUUAGAUGCAUUAGAAAAUAGUCAAAAAUCAGGAAAUAAUGAGACAAAUACAACUGACAAAUGGGAAAAGAAGGACAACAGAUUAGUAAAUUCUUUGGCAAGGUUUAUGAGAGAAGAGUUCCAAAUCAAAGAGAAGAGAAAGUCUCUGAACCUACAUCUAUUGAUGAAUCUGACCCAAUGUCAGUACAUGAAAGAGGAAGCUCUAUCUAAACCUGAGUGGAAGAAAGCUGUUUGGGAAGAGAUGGAUGCUCUUGAAAAGAAUCAGACAUGGAAGAUUGUAGAGUUGCCUAGAAACAAGCCCAUAGUUGGAUGUAGAUGGAUUUUCACUCCUAAAUUCAAGGCAGAUGGUACUCUUGAGAGAUAUAAGCUAAUUUAGAUUGGCCUCUCCAACAGUUGGAUGUGAAGAAUGCCUUUUUAAAUGGGAAACUUGAAGAAGAAGUCUACAUGAACCCCCCCUCCAGGAUUUGAAAGCAGAUUUGGUUCAAGAGUAUGCAAGCUAGAGAAAUCAUUGUAUGGACUAAAACAGUCUCCAAGGGCUUGGUUUGACAGGUUCACACAGUUUGUUAAAAAACAAGGAUAUAAGCAGGCCCAGGCUGAUCAUACUCUAUUUACAAAAUGCUCAAGUAAGGGGGAGAUUUCUAUAUUAAUUGUGAUGAUAAUAUCAAGGAUGGAGUCCCAGAAAAUGUUCAGCAAUAUCAGAGAUUGGUGGGGAGGCUUAUCUACUUAUCCCAUACAAGACCUGAUAUUGCUUUUGCACUCAGUAUGGUCAGUCAGUUUAUGCACUGUCCAUAUAAAGUGAUUUAUAGAAUUGUACAGUCGAAUAGAAUUGUAGAUAAGUUAGAAUACUCGUGUAAUUAGCUGUGAUUUAAUACUUCUUAUUAGAUAAGAGCCGGUAGGUAGUCAGAUCCUAAAUUUUAGGAUCUUAUCAUUAAGGUUGUUAGCAUUGUACUCUAUAUAUAUUGUACUCGUGUGAAUGAAUAAAGCAAGUCAGAUAAUUCUUUCAAAAUUUCAAUGUAUGAUCAUCAGAUAAUAAAAACAAAAGGUUCUCUACCUAAAUUAACAGAAUGCAUUUU